Molecule: messenger RNA, 1215 nt
Organism: Alnus glutinosa
Lineage: Eukaryota; Viridiplantae; Streptophyta; Magnoliopsida; Fagales; Betulaceae
Exons: 2
Coding region: 1-1215 (404 amino acids)
Source: RefSeq, a predicted model, not a curated record
AUGGAUUAUAUUCUUGAACUCGAUAGCCUUCUACAUGAUUCUUCUUCUGAUGAUGAGUUGGAAAUAAUUUCAACUUUUGCUAUGGUAAAAGAACUAUUGGAUAGCGAAGGAGGAUCUAGAUCACGGCGUGAUUCUGGUCGACGCCGCAAUACCAUUUGGCAUAAUUCUUUGCAAGGCAAAGAAAACCUAUUCUGUCAUUAUUUUGCAGAAUCGCCAGUAUUUCCUCCCAAAAAAUUUCGAAGGAGGUUUCGUAUGCGCCGUGACCUUUUUAUGCGCAUUCAUGACACAAUAAUAUCUCAUGACAGAUAUUUUGUCCAACGAAGAAAUGCUGCUAAAAAGCUCAGACAUUCUUCACUACAAAAGAUGAUUACCGCAAUUAGGAUGCUCACUUAUGGAGUAACAUCAAAUUUUAUGGAUGAAUACUUAUGGAUUGGAGAAACGACCGCAAUUGAUAGCUUUGUAAGGUUUGUUAAAGUGGUAGUUUCAAUUUUUUCUGCCAAGUACUUUAGGUCGCCAAACCCAAAAGACAUUGCUAGAUUGCUAGCAAUUGGUGAAAACCGUGGAUUUCCAGGAAUGUUAGGAAGCAUUGAUUGCAUGCAUUGGAAGUGGAAGAAUUGUCCAAAUGCUUGGAGAGGUAUCUAUUCUGGUCACAUCCAUGAACCUGCAAUUAUUUUGGAAGCCAUGGCAUCCCAUGAUCUUUGGAUGUGGCAUGCAUUUUUUGGGUUACCUGAGUUUCAUAAUGAUAUCAAUGUGUUAGAACGGUCUAAUGUAUUUGCCAAUCUAGCUGAAGGGCAUGCUCCUUCGGUCAACUACUCAGUCAAUGGUCACGAUUAUACAAUGGGUUACUAUCUCGCUGAUGCUCAAGAGUCCGCAAGAAAGGACGUAGAGCAAGCAUUUGGAGUGCUUCAAGCACGAUUUGCAAUUGUGCAUGGACCUGCACGAUUAUACCAACCUGAACUUCUUAAAGAUAUUAUGAUGGCGUGCAUAAUAUUGCAUAACAUGACCGUUGAGGAUGAGCGAGGUUUAUAUCUUGGAGCAGAUGAAUUCGAUAAUGAGCAAAUAACUGAUAUUCCAUUCGAACCACCAUCACACGAACAUACAGAUGAAAUUGUGGACUUCAUGCAAAAUCGUCAUUGUAUUAGAGACCAAGAAACACAUUCUCAACUCCAGUCAGACCUCAUCGAGCAUUUAUGGCAAAUACAUAGCCAAUCGUAA